AAUUUAAAUAGAGCGAAAUACGUCAAUUCUAAUUAAUAUUUCUCAGCCUUUUCCUUUUUAUAAUAUACCAUUGUAUUAAUAUUUAUAACGUGUACGGUGUGUAUUUUCAUGAUUCAGUGUAAACCUAACCUUUGAACUUUUGUUUAACGAAGACCGUUUGCGUUAUCGCAUUAUUCGUACAAAACGGCAUGGCUUGCGAAGCAUGUAACGUAAAAUUCAAUUUUUUCACACGAAAGAAACAAUGUACAGAUUGUUCGAGGUAUUUUUGUUCCGCAUGUGUGAUCAAACGACUGCAUAAGACCUUAAACUGCACCAGUUGUGGUAUAUUAUCGCAAAGACCUUUGAUGCGAAACCAAAUUAUGCAAAUGCGCUCUAAAGAUUUGCUGAGAUAUCUGUUGGGGAACAAGGUAUCCAUCAAAGGGUGCAUCGAAAAAGAAGAUUUAAUAGAACUAGUGAUGAUAUUUGCUAAUGGUAAUAGCGAUUAUAAAAAUAUAGAAAUCCCAGAGAACACAAGGGCACAGAACAUUAGUAGCUCUGCUUCGAGCCAACUAGUAGACAUAGAAGACGAACACACCUAUGAACCUUGUACUCGAGAGCAUGAACAUGAACCUUGUGCUCAGGAACAUGAGCCUAGCGUUCAGGAACCUGAACCUUAUGCUCAAGAACAUGAACCUUAUGAUCAAGGGCAAGAAACUAGUAGUAUGAGGAUCGAUCAAGAUGAAAUUAUAGAUAUUUCUGAAAGUACUUCUAGUCCAAACGAGGAACCAGAGCCUGUUAUCUCAGAAGAAGUUGAAAUUUCAGAAAUUUCCAGCACACAGCACCAUUCUGAUACAUUUACAAAUAUUCCUAUGUGGUCAGACCAUGUAAAGCUAUCCGAUAUAAAUAAUUUAUCGGAAUUGGAAUAUUUAUCUGUAAAGCAAUUAAAAAAUUUGUUAAGUAUAAAUCGUGUAGACUAUAAAGGUUGCGUAGAAAGACGCGAACUGUUGGACAGAGCGUCCAGAUUAUGGCAAGAACAUAAACAGUCGAAAACAGCCAAGGAAAUAUUGGAUGAAAAUCUUUGCAAAAUCUGUUGGGAUGAACCGGUCGAAUGUGUGAUUUUGGAAUGCGGCCAUAUAGCAUGCUGUCUGAAUUGUGGCAAACAAAUGUCCGAAUGUCCAAUAUGUAAACAAUACAUAGUGCGGGUGGUACGAUUUUUCAAAGUUUAACGAAAAUUCAAGAACUCAUAACAUUGUUAUGCCAAUCAGUGUUUCAAGCGAGAAAUCAAAAGGGAAACGAACACAAGUUUUAAUUUUAUUGUACUUGUGCCGAAAUACUUUCGAUAAAAAAAGUGUGAUUGGCACAUUUUAUCUAAACUAUAGAUUACAGUAUAUUUCUUCGGUCUCAAAACAACCGUAACUAUAUCUAGUUUUUAAUAUUGAAGUACAUAAGUUCAAGAACUGAAUAUUAAUAUCGAUGUUCGGAGUAUAUUUUAAUGGUUCACGGAUCCAACAUUCGGUUUAAGAAAAUUAUAUUGUGACGUGCUAUUAUGACGCGAAAGAUUAAAUUCGUUACUGCGUCUCGUUAAUUAAUUUCUUAUACGUUCUUUGAUAUAUUAUUUGUCGUUUAUAACGUGUCACGAAUAUUCAUGUUGUUAUUGAUUCUAUAAAUAUAGAUGUUACGUGAUUUAUAAAUUUUGGAAACGUAAUUGAUACUGGUUAAAGCAUAUGGGUAUAAGCCUCAACCAGUAUCGAUUGUCAAAACUUGGGCUGUGAAGGCCACAAAUAUCUUAUUCUGUAAACAUAUUUUUUGUAAAUACAAUAACUAUUUGUUGAUAAGUCACAAUUAAUAGAUUGACAAUCGUGACUUGGAAAGUAAGGAGAGAAGAUGUUUAAACAUUUAUGGAGUAGGUAGGUGAAUCAGAUGCGUACUGCAGAUAAUAUGCAAAUGAAGAAACAUCUUGAAUCGCUCCAAAUGUUCAACUGUCUUUGGACACUUAAAAAAAAAUUUGUUGUCUCAAAUUUUCCAUACAAGUACACUGAAUCGAUUCUGUAUACAAUUUCUGUAUAAUUUUCAUUUUUAUGCAGAAAGCUGUAAACUUCCAUGUGAAUAAGAAUGUUUAUAAAAGAAAACAAGAAAAAAAAAGACAUA
This is a messenger RNA of Colletes gigas, 2127 nucleotides long. Its product is annotated as E3 ubiquitin-protein ligase RNF34. Gene Ontology annotation, molecular function: ubiquitin protein ligase activity. Gene Ontology annotation, cellular component: cytoplasm; plasma membrane. Lineage: Eukaryota; Metazoa; Arthropoda; Insecta; Hymenoptera; Colletidae. The transcript is spliced from 6 exons. The coding region runs from base 189 to 1205 and encodes 338 amino acids. Gene Ontology annotation, biological process: negative regulation of extrinsic apoptotic signaling pathway via death domain receptors; protein K48-linked ubiquitination; proteasome-mediated ubiquitin-dependent protein catabolic process. The record is from RefSeq and is a predicted model, not a curated record.